Messenger RNA from Helobdella robusta, 435 nucleotides. RefSeq lists its product as hypothetical. NCBI's taxonomy places the organism in Eukaryota, Metazoa, Annelida, Clitellata, Rhynchobdellida, Glossiphoniidae. The transcript has 4 exons. The coding region runs from base 1 to 435 and encodes 144 amino acids. The record is from RefSeq and is a predicted model, not a curated record.
AUGCAAACAAAACAUGAACAUGUCAGACUAGGUGUGAGACUGAGUAGAAAUUUUGAAGCAAAACGGGAAGUGAGUUUUGUUCUCACAUCAAACAAUUUCGGAAGCGAAUUCUCUCGAAUAAAUCGAACCAUUCAAAAAACAUUCGAACCAUUCAAAGAACAUUCACUCAAAAAGUUCAACCGUUCAGUGAAAAUGUUCAACUAUUUAAGGAUAAUGAUGAUCGUGACGGCGAUGAAUCCGAAAUAUAGUGAUGUGGUGAUGUUGAGGAUGAUUUCCAAGGAAUUCCCAAGACGAAUUCCUCUUACCGCCCAGUAUCUAGCAUUUAAAUCAGUUCUGCAAGUCAUUGGUAUCAACAAACCUUUUUGCCUAGUGUUUGUUGACACCGUUUCAAAUGAGCCUAACAUGUUGAACUCAGCAUCAUAUAACACUCUAUAA